This is a messenger RNA of Thamnophis elegans (Western terrestrial garter snake), 444 nucleotides long. RefSeq names its product interleukin-36 alpha-like. Gene Ontology annotation, biological process: inflammatory response to antigenic stimulus; cellular response to lipopolysaccharide; positive regulation of gene expression. The coding region runs from base 1 to 444 and encodes 147 amino acids. The record is from RefSeq and is a predicted model, not a curated record. Lineage: Eukaryota; Metazoa; Chordata; Lepidosauria; Squamata; Natricidae. The transcript has 3 exons. Gene Ontology annotation, molecular function: interleukin-1 receptor binding; cytokine activity.
AUGGGCCUCCCGAUCAUCAUGCUGUUUCAGGUUGCUGUGAUUGCCAUAGCCUAUUGCCACCCCAGCAAGCCCCAUUUUUCCUUUGCUGCAAGGAGAGCAGUUAAUUGCCGUGCUUCCAAAUAUUUCUCUAGAUUCAGCACAAAACCCAUAUUUAUGGCCCCUGAAAAGAAGAAGAGCUGCCUGUCUUGUGUGAAGUCUGGGACUGGCCAAUAUCAGAUAGAGUUGAAAGAGAAAGAUAUUAAGGAACUUUAUGGAGAUCCCAAAAAUGCCAAAGCUUUCACUUUUUAUAGUAAGGAGGAAGGCAACGGUGAUAAAUGCACUUUUGAAUCUGCAGAGUUCCCAGGUUGGUUCAUCAGCACUUCUUCAGAAGCCAAAAAGCCUAUUGGUUUGAGUCAAAAAGGAGGAACUCAGAACAUCCUGUUUUACUUUAAAAGAAAAUCAUGA